Molecule: messenger RNA, 939 nt
Organism: Brettanomyces bruxellensis
Lineage: Eukaryota; Fungi; Ascomycota; Pichiomycetes; Pichiales; Pichiaceae
Exons: 1
Coding region: 1-939 (312 amino acids)
Cellular component (GO): membrane
Molecular function (GO): palmitoyl-(protein) hydrolase activity
Source: RefSeq, a predicted model, not a curated record
AUGAGGCAAGUGAAUGAUACUUCGGACGGAGGCACAUUUUCUUCCUCAACCUUUUCACUUAUACUUUGGAAGCUUGCAAAGACGUCUGUUAUAGCUGGUGCCUCCGUGGCUGCAAUAGGGCUGGCAGCACUUUAUGUGUUUCAAUCCAAGGUUGUUUAUCCAGCUGGAUUGAACGGAAGCCGUGAUAAGGUUAGCACACCUGAUGAAUACGGACUUCCGUACCAAUCUGUGGAUAUUCAUACAGAUGAUGGUGAAACGCUCAAAUCUUAUCUUUUACUUCACGAUUCAACCAGUCCCGACUACUCCAACAAAACAAUACUUGUUCUUAGUCCCAAUGCAGGAAAUAUAGGUAACUUUCUUCCCGUGGUGAAAUACAUAUACGAAGUGCUGAAUUACAACGUGUUUAUCUAUUCCUACAGAGGGUACGGACAUUCGACGGGCACUCCCAGCGAAAAAGGUCUCAAAUUAGAUGCUGACGCUGUGAUUAAAUACAUUGAACAGUCAGAACAACUUUCAAGAUCAUCAGUAGUGUGCUACGGACGUUCAAUUGGUGGUGCAGUUGCCAUAUAUAUAGUCGCAAAGUAUCCAACAAUCAUUUCCGGGUUAAUUCUAGACAACACGUUUCUAAGCAUUAGAAAAGUCAUUCCUUAUCUUUUCCCCUUCCUUCGUCCAUUUACAUUUUUGUGCCAUGAAAUCUGGCCUUCGGAAGACUACAUGAAGACCAUUCCGGCUGGAAUACCGGUUCUUUUCCUUAGUGCGGGGAAAGAUGAGAUUGUUCCACCAUCUCAUAUGCAAACACUCUAUGACAUAAGUAAGUCAUCCAGCAAAACAUGGAAAAAAUAUAAGAAUGCACAUCAUAAUGACACGAUUACAUUUCCGAAAUAUUGGGAAGAUUUUGCAGAAUUUAUGACGCAACAGGUUACGCCUAUCGGGAAAUAA